GUUCUCUUAGUAAAUCACAACUGCUAGUGGCCCUUUCUUUAACCUGUAAUCAUGGCAAAUCCCUGGAGCCUAUGCUCAGAUUACUCUUCCCGUAUCUUGACUCGAUCGCGCUUCUCAAUUCUUGCUUUCACCAGAAUAACCCCCUUCGUCCCCGAUUCCCACACCCGAUCACGCUCUAGCACUUGUAUGUCAUCAUCAAAAUGGAAAUGCUCCCCGCGGACAUUCCCGACGCCGGGAUUCCAGCUUCUUGAUCCGGAGAUCAAGCUUGAGGAAGAAAGACUGCCAACAUAUGCUCCCCAAAAAUACUAUCCUGUCCAACGAGGAGAAAUAUUUAACGACCGAUACCAAGCCAUCGCUAAAGUAGGAUUCGGGGUGACUUCUACGGUUUGGUUUGCUCGUGACUUGAUUGAAUCUACCCAUGUCAUCCUAAAGGUAUAUGUCUCCGGCCAAGGGAGAGACCAUGAACUCAACAUUUAUAAACACAUUGAAUCCAUCGACACAGACCAUCCUGGCAAGAAGUAUAUCCGCAAGUUACUUGACUACUUUUACAUUAAUAACACUCAAGGCCGCCAUCUUUGUCUGGUCCACCAAGCACUUGGGCUAAAUACAUUUGAUUUCCUGCAGCUCAAACAUGGCCACCGAAUGACCCUCGAAGGAAUGAAACAGGCCAUUCGCCAACUUCUCGGUGCCCUAGAUUUUCUACACUCCGUGGCACACAUCAUACAUACAGAUCUACGACUCGAGAAUCUUCUCCUCCCUGCCCCUUCACCUGAGGUGCUGUCUGAUUUCGAAGAGCAAAUCUCCUCUAAGCCAGCUCCGAGGAAGGUUUUACAAGAUCGAACGAUCUAUACGAGCUCACGUUUCCCUGCCGGAGAUGGUCUUCCUCUUCUUGUGAUCCUCAAAUCCAAUUGGGAUUAUAAGGUGGAUAUUUGGAGUGUUGGAAUGGUGGCCUGGGACAUUGUCAGCCCCAAAACGAUCAUCCAAGGCAAGAUUGUAGACGACACUUGGGACGACGGAGCUCAUAUCGCAGAACUUGUUGCACUGCUCGGGCCCCCGUCACCCGAAUUCGUGAAAAAGGCGAACAUGAGCUGGGUCUUCUGGGAUGAAUCAGGGGAGUGGAAAGAUCUAGUGCCUAUACCUGACCGGUCAUUCGAUAAGCUAGCCGCCGAUAUCCAAGGUGAGGAUGUCGAGGGGUUUCUGAGAUGGUUGCUAUUGGCCUUGCAGUGGAACCCAGAAGAUCGCCCGACCGCUGUAGAUCUUCUAAUAGACCCAUGGUUGAUGAAAGGACUUAAUUUGUGAAAGAGGUCUUGAGAAAUGAUGUGCGUCCCAUAUUCACAAUCAUUGCAUGUAUAGACAUAGCCUGAGUUAAUAUACAUCGC
Messenger RNA from Aspergillus vadensis CBS 113365, 1379 nucleotides. RefSeq names its product U4/U6 small nuclear ribonucleoprotein PRP4. Bases 52 to 1299 code for a protein of 415 amino acids. Gene Ontology annotation, molecular function: protein kinase activity; ATP binding. Gene Ontology annotation, biological process: protein phosphorylation; regulation of mRNA processing; spliceosomal complex assembly. The record is from RefSeq and is a predicted model, not a curated record. The transcript has 5 exons. Lineage: Eukaryota; Fungi; Ascomycota; Eurotiomycetes; Eurotiales; Aspergillaceae.